Messenger RNA from Odontomachus brunneus, 1506 nucleotides. RefSeq lists its product as uncharacterized. The record is from RefSeq and is a predicted model, not a curated record. The coding region runs from base 154 to 564 and encodes 136 amino acids. Lineage: Eukaryota; Metazoa; Arthropoda; Insecta; Hymenoptera; Formicidae. The transcript is spliced from 6 exons.
CCACCGCUGCCGUCACCGCCGACGCCGCCGCCGACGCAAGGGCUGUCGCCGAACUUAAGGAUUUUGUCAUUGGUACAAAAUAUAGCCAAAUGUGUACAACAUCAUUCGGCAGUACGAAAACCGGGCUGUUUGCCGAUUACAUCAAUCGUCCAGAUGGAUGCAUUUGAAGAAUUAGAUAAAAACGAAUACUUCAAUAUUGUGCAAUAUUCAUGUAACAUUGGUGGUUUCAACGUGAAAGAAGUAAUCACGUUAUGUUUGAAAGAAAGCAUCAUCGAUUCGAUGACUCUUUCUUAUACGUGGUGGGGCCACAAAGGACACAAGCCAUUAUACGAUACACAACUUGUGAUGGCCAUUUUUGAUGCUGUAUGUAAAAAUCCGUACUUCACGAAACCGUCUCGACAAGAGUUUCAAAGAAACGUGAUAGAGGCUCUGCGAGCUGCGAAGAAGAGAGUAAGGAGUAAAAAACAUGGUUCACGUAGGCCAGCCGCACAAGAGAAUAUUGCACGUAAUUUUUGGAAGGACAGGGCAGACCCAGACGAUGCAGACUUAACGGACGAGAAUUAGUUUGGUACAGAUUUUGAGAAGAGGUGGAAUACCUGGAUGGUAGAAGUAGAAGAUAAACUAGAGGCUGUAAAGACCGGAUUGGUUGAAAAGUAAUUUGGAUGAAUGCACAUACAUCGCGCGUUACAUCUUACACAGAAGCACAAUUAUAUAAAGUGUUUAAGAAGCAUGGCUUAAUUUAAGUAAGUUCAAUAGAAGAAAAAUUUGACCCUAAUCAACAUGAAGUACUUUCAACAAGUAAGAUCUAUUUUGUAAGUAAAACAUGCUGUCAUUAAUUAUCAAUAUGCACAACAGUUAUUGAUAUAAAAUAAUUUCAGGAGGUUGGAGGUAAAAAAGCUGAAACAAUUGUAGUUGUAUAAAAAAUAUGAAAAUGAUUGCACGAAAGGAUAAUAAGACCUGCAUUAGUAGGUGUUGGUAAAAGAUAAUUUUUUCCUUUUCAUUAAAUUUCCCUGAACUUUGCGUUACAUCCAACGCCCCAUACCAGCAUCCUUCUGUAUUACCACUACAUCUGCUUCUCUUUCCCCAUGAUUUAUUCUUCUCCCCAGUGCUCCAUCCUAUCAAAUCUGUUGUUUAAAGCCUCUUGUUUAUAGCCUUUUGUUUAUCUUUUACUUGUACCAUCCAGGUAUUCCACCUGUUCUCAAAAUACUUUCUUUAUGCUGCUAUUUCCUCUUGUAAUUUCUUUAUUUCCUUGUUUUAUUUGCUCACCUAUCUCCCUUUUAAUCAGUUCCUCUACCUCCUUUUUCCAUUUCUCCACUAUAUCUGCCCACUAAUCUCCAUUUCCUCAUGUACCGAUCUUUGUCCUUUUUGCCUGUCAUUACCUUCAUCUCUUAAAACACCAUCCUUUUUCCAUUUCCUUUCUCCUCUGUCUCUAUUCUCCUUUGUCCUUCUAUCUUCCCCUUCCCCACUCAAAACAUAAAUUGUCUUUUACAUUUCUUUAAAGUAGAC